Molecule: messenger RNA, 1735 nt
Organism: Aquila chrysaetos chrysaetos
Lineage: Eukaryota; Metazoa; Chordata; Aves; Accipitriformes; Accipitridae
Gene: RAB28
Product: RAB28, member RAS oncogene family
Exons: 9
Coding region: 323-1042 (239 amino acids)
Cellular component (GO): endosome; Golgi apparatus
Molecular function (GO): GTPase activity; GTP binding
Source: RefSeq, a predicted model, not a curated record
GGGGGGACGACCGGGGACGGAAGUGGGGGCGUCGCGGGUGGCCCCGGCUUGCGCCCGCGGCGGCUGGUGAACUUGUUGCUGUAGCUCCCGCCCGCGAGCGACGCUCUCCCCCUUCCCUCCUCUUCCCCCCUUGGUCUCGUCCCGUGCGGGCCAUAGCGACGGCGGGCGCGCUGAGGGAAGAUGGCGGCUCCGGCCUCUGCAGCGCUGCCGGCUCCGUGAGCGCGGUGCUCGUUCCUUUCCUGCUUCCCCUCCUCGCUCCUGCACCCCGUCCCUCCCGGCUGCCCUCCGCCUCUUCUCCUUUCCCGCCGGGGGUGUAGGGACCAUGUCCGACUCGGAGGAGGAGGAGAGUCCGGACCGCCAGCUCAAGCUAGUGGUGCUGGGGGACGGCACCACUGGCAAGACAUCCUUAGCUACACGUUUCGCCCAAGAAACAUUUGGAAAACAGUACAAACAAACCAUAGGACUGGACUUCUUCUUGAAAAGGAUAAUAUUGCCAGGAAAUUUGAACGUUACUCUUCAAGUGUGGGAUGUAGGGGGGCAAACGAUAGGAGGCAAAAUGCUGGAUAAAUAUAUUUAUGGAGCUCAGGGUGUUCUCUUGGUUUAUGAUAUUACCAACGGCCAGAGUUUUGAAAAUUUAGAAGAUUGGUAUAAUGUGGUAAAAAAAGUGAAUGAAGAAUCAGAAAUACAGCCACUUGUGGCCUUGGUUGGAAAUAAAACUGGAGUUCUGCAAAUCCUAAGAAGAUUACUCAUGAAACAUUGGAAAGUUGACUUGGAGCAUAUGCGCACAGUGAAAGUUGACAAGCACCAGCGAUUUUGCCAGGAAAACAAUUUCAGUAGCCAUUUCGUGUCGGCCAAGACAGGAGAUUCUGUCUUCCUGUGUUUUCAGAGAAUUGCUGCUGACAUACUUGGCAUCAAAUUAAACAAAGCAGAAUUGGAACAAUCACAGCAUGUUGUCAGGGCAGAACUAGUGAAAUAUCCUGAAGAAGAUAACCAGCGUCACAGCGCUUCCAACUGCCAGAGCAAAGUCUGCUCAAUGCAGUAGUUCAGAGGGUGGUGAAGGCAGAUAUUGUCAACUACAGUCAGGAGCCCGUGACAAGAACCGUUAAUCCUCCUAGAAGCUCAAUGUGUGCCGUUCAAUGACCAUGCUAUUCUUCUUUGUUUUGAUACCUUUGGCGCUCCUCCUACCUUGACACAAGCUCUGGGAUUACCAGGAACUUCGUUUUAACAGUGACCAUCCCAACAAUGCAAUUAAAGGUUUCAAAAACUUGUUGCACCAUUGUACGUUGAGAAGCAGCAGGCAGUUUUUUGACUGGCCGAAAUUCAAACAUGAGACCACACACUUUGAAAAAUUAAGAUCUAUAUUCUUUUAAAUUAUAUUUAAAUAAAGCAGUAUAACAGUGUUUAUAUGUUUCCUCCUAUCUAUGUGACUGAUACCAAAAUAAAAAUGGAUGAAGAAGUCGUGCAUUCAAAAUACUUUUAAAGACAUCACCAUGGAAGGGUAUUUUGCCAAAGCAUUUUUAAAUUUUUUUUCUUUUUUUUUCUCCUGUGAUCUGAACUAACUCAGUCAGCAAAAUGUAACUUGGAAAAGCUAUUGCUGGAAUACUUUCAAGCACGUAAUAUAUUUUAUCUAGGGGUAAUUUGAAAAGUAUUCCAUUAAUAUAUAUACAUAGUGCAAAAUGUAUAAAUUGUAUCCAGUAAGAAACAGUGCUUGAAAUAAAGCUGUAAUAUAAAAACA